Messenger RNA from Amyelois transitella, 4459 nucleotides. It is a transcript of the gene Med, whose product is annotated as mothers against decapentaplegic homolog 4. Bases 172 to 2427 code for a protein of 751 amino acids. Gene Ontology annotation, cellular component: heteromeric SMAD protein complex. The transcript has 14 exons. The record is from RefSeq and is a predicted model, not a curated record. Gene Ontology annotation, biological process: SMAD protein signal transduction; BMP signaling pathway; anatomical structure morphogenesis. Lineage: Eukaryota; Metazoa; Arthropoda; Insecta; Lepidoptera; Pyralidae. Gene Ontology annotation, molecular function: RNA polymerase II cis-regulatory region sequence-specific DNA binding; DNA-binding transcription factor activity, RNA polymerase II-specific; I-SMAD binding.
CUUUCUGUUGUCUAUGCGUGAUCAAAAUGUCGCUUUCUGUUUUGGUAUCAUCUUGCAAUAAAGAAAUUAUAUUUUCGUAAUUUAUCCAUGAGUUUGCGAAAUAUUGCUGUUCAUUGUCUCUAUAUUUAUAGGAAGUGAACUUUGGAAAGCUAACAACCUGUGAUAUCAGCCAUGAAUACUACCGCACCAACAUCGGCGGAUGCAUGCCUUAGCAUAGUGCACUCCCUCAUGUGCCACAGACAGGGUGGUGAGAGCGAGAGCUUUUCCAAACGCGCCAUAGAGUCACUUGUGAAGAAGCUCAAAGAAAAACGAGAUGAGCUGGAUUCGCUAAUAACCGCUAUAACCACAAAUGGAGCCCAUCCAAGUAAAUGUGUAACAAUACAGAGAACUUUAGAUGGAAGAUUGCAGGUUGCUGGCCGCAAAGGGUUUCCACAUGUUAUCUAUGCUCGCAUAUGGCGCUGGCCAGAUCUACACAAGAAUGAACUGAAGCAUGUCAAGUUUUGUCAGUUUGCAUUUGAUCUCAAAUGUGACUCGGUCUGUGUAAAUCCUUAUCAUUACGAGCGAGUUGUUUCACCUGGUAUAGAUCUCUCUGGCUUGACCCUACAGACGGGUCCAAGUAGACUUGUAAAAGACGAGUACACGGCAGGACUCAGUGGGAACGGAAUGGACAUGGACACCGGAGAACUUGUCACUAUUCAACACCACGCUACCAGUCCGAGACAUCAUCACAACACCAUUUCACAUCAUCAGUUUCAGAACACUAAUAUAAUUAUAAAUCAGGGGCAGACGCCUGAAGGCGUUCCGAACAUGUUUUCGCCGACUCACGGGCCCCGUCCUCCGGUCCGGCCGCCGGGAGCCCCACCGCAGAUGGUGGGGCCCCAUCACUCUCCGGCCCAACAAAUGAUCUCAACACACGGAACUAAUCAGAUGCCAACGCAACAAAUGAUGCCCGGAGCCCCGCAAAUGGGUCCCGGUACGCCACAAAUGGGUCCCGGCACGCCACAAAUGGGCCCCGGCACGCCACAAAUGGGUCCCGGCACGCCGCAAAUGGGCCCCGGCGCGCCGCAAAUGGGCCCCGGAGUGCCGCAAAUGGGUCCCGGAGCGCCGCAAAUGGGAACCAACGUGCCGCAGAUGGCAUCGCCCAGAAUGGCAUCGGCACCCACUCAAAUGUCACCUGGGACCCCCCAAAUGCAGAAUAUGAAUCAAGGAAUGUCUAUCCCCAGUUCCCAACAGAUGGUAAUGGGCCAACAGAGAGCCAUAGCGCCUAAACUAGAGCCGCCUGACACAAUGGACGCAAGAGCGAUGUGGCUGCCCAAAAGAAUGAAUCAUUUAGGUACUACAGCCAUGUCUCCAGUUGCCCCGGAGACUUCACAGCAGAACGGCUUCGUCACCGCUACUAGUCCAGCGCCACAGCAAAGUCCAUUACCUCAUCUUACACAACAGCAACAACAAGUGGGUACAUCAGCCAUGUCUCCGGUAGCCGCGGAGACUUCACAGCAGAACGGCUUCGUCACCGCUACUAGUCCAGCACCACAGCCAAGCCCAUUACCUCACCGUACCCAACAACAACAACAACAGCAACAACAAGGCACAUGGACGGGAAACAACACGCUGACAUACACGCAGAGCCUCGCCCCGCCGCCCGCCGCGCCCCCCGCCGCCGUCGAUACGCCCGCGCACCACCACCUAUACUUUAACGGCAACCCUGGUGGUUUAUUGUCGAGUCAGCCUGCCCCGGAAUAUUGGUGUUCGGUGGCGUAUUUCGAGUUAGAUACGCAGGUGGGCGAAACUUUCAAGGUGCCAUCAAGCAGGCCUAAUGUUACAGUCGACGGCUAUGUUGACCCCUCAGGAGGCAACAGAUUUUGUCUAGGAGCCCUGAGCAAUGUCCACAGAACGGAGCAGAGCGAACGAGCGAGGUUACACAUAGGCAAGGGCGUUCAACUAGACCUACGCGGCGAAGGUGACGUGUGGCUGCGCUGUUUGUCUGACCACUCUGUCUUCGUCCAGUCCUAUUAUUUGGACCGGGAGGCAGGCAGGGCUCCGGGGGACGCCGUGCAUAAGAUAUACCCUUCUGCUUGUAUAAAGGUGUUCGACCUGCGGCAGUGCCACCGGCAGAUGCAGACGCAGGCGGCGACUGCGCAGGCGGCGGCGGCGGCGCAGGCGGCCGCGGUCGCCGGCCACAUACAGCCGCAGCACGCGGGCAUCAACAAGUGUCUAACAGCGGCGGCCGGCAUAGGCGUGGACGAUCUGCGCCGCCUCUGCAUCGUGCGGCUGUCGUUCGUGAAGGGCUGGGGGCCCGACUACCCGCGGACCUCGAUCAAGGAGACCCCGUGCUGGGUCGAGGUCCAUCUUCAUAGAGCACUCCAACUCCUAGACGAGGUGCUGCACACGAUGCCGAUCGACGGCCCGCGGAGCAACAUCGAGUAGGAGUUGAUCGGCUUCUUUUGAGGCCUUCGAGCGGAUGCGCGUGCGCAGGACGCCUUAGCCAGUGAGCGCACCGCGUGUGUUGUGUUACAGUGCAACGUGUUUGUUCGCGCGUGUUGAGUGGGACAAAGUGAAUUAAGUGGCGUUUUAUGAGUGUAUUCAUACGUAUAUUCAGUCAAUAGACUUGAAAAGAUUGAAAUGCCAUGUUCAGCUGUAUUGCUGAAUUUGAAAAUUCUAAAUAUCGUUGAAUCGAAUUGAAUCGAUUCAAUAGUGAGAGUAUGUGUGUAUAACAACUAAAGGUUUAAAAGGGUUUAAGCUUUUUGUUGAUAUGUUAGUCAAUCAGUUGACCCAAAAAGUUUUUCAAAAGAGAUUUUUUUUAUGACAAUUUAUUAAAGCCUUUGACUUAACUUUGACUAUUUUGAUCAUGUUAAAUUAUUUUAACUUCUGAGUAUUGGAGAAUGCCCGCGGCUCCGCUCGCGUAAAUGAAAAAUCACCACAAUUCCCGUUCUCGCGGGAAUUUAGGCGAUUUUUCGUUUAGAUCCUGACCUCUGAACCCAAUUAAGGGCUGUGCGUUGAUAUAUCGGACAGUCAUUCACAUCCUUAUUUUAUAUGUUUAGAUCUACCUAUAAGAGUACACUCGUAAAAUGCCACUUUUCUAGGAUGGCCAUAAAGUUAUGUUGUAUCCUUGAAAACAAUUUCGAAUCAACAAUUAUUUUUGAUGGAACUAUAUCAAACACAUCAAAUAGUGAUUACACAUUUAUUUAAUGGUUGCCAUAUAUUAGCAUUUAUAUAAGUUAACAAUUAUUUUUAAAGUUUAUUUCAGUUUCGGCCCUGUCUUCCAAAUUGUUUCUUUUAUUUCGUCUUCCGAAUUGAAGUUUUGUUAGAAAUUGUUUUGGAUUGGUAUGUAUUGUAUAAGAAUUGUAACAAACAUUGCACAGUGGUGCAUCGCUCGUUUUUAUAAAAAAAGGUGAACUGAUAACUUAUGUCUUGAUUUAUUUAAGUGGAAGGUUGCUAAGUGAGAAGAAUUUUUUUAAUGAUCUUAAAUUUUCAAUGACUGCUUAUUGUUUGCAACUCUUGUUUCUAGUUGAUUAAUAGCAAUGAUACGAUCAAAUCAGUAAAUUUAAUUAAUUACAGUCUGUAUUGAAGGAAAUUAUUUUCAUGUGUAAAUACUUAAGUUUAUUGUUUAUGCUUCUUUGGGUUUGAACAAAACAAAUUCAUGUUACUUAGCAACCGUUAUAAAUAUAAAUAUAGGUUUAAAUAUUACUAUAUAGACAUAUAUAACAGUAUUGAGAGAACAAACUAAAGCACAGAGAAAAAAAAGAUAAAAGAUCUCAUUAAAUACUUUCACAAAUCAUUAAAAAAAAAUAUGUAAGAUAAUGACAAAAUUCAGCUCGAUUAAGUCUGAAUUAUUGAAUGUUAUACGCGUUUUAGUAACAGUCAUACCAAAUUAAGGUUGUAUUAAUGUUAAAUAUGACAAGACAUAAUUAUGGUUCAACUUGAAAGAAGCCAAAUCGGAUUAGCUUUUGACCUUAAGUUUAAGAUUUAGUGUAAGUUACGUUAUUUAUGAUAGAUAACGGCGAGAGCGGGUUAGGGAGGUUGUAUUUGAUAGUUUGAUGUGCCUAAUUAGUGGAAUUGCAUGAAUAUACAAACCAGGAAAAUCCUAUUAUCAGCAACUGUUCUUAGGUCGUUUGGCCUACAAUCGAUUCGACGACAUAAUUGUUCGGCAUCGGGAAAUUGUGAGACUUUUCAUCUUUGAAAGAUGCAUCGACAGAACAGUAGAAGUCCAUUCUGGCGAAGAAUGGUUCGAAUAUUAAAAGUUCUGUCACCCAAUCUCUCGAUGACGAAAGAUUAUACCGUCGAACUGUUCGUCAAAUGUCCCGCCGGACAACAGCUUUCCUCUUCACCACCCUGUGAUUCCGAACUUGAAAAAAAUAGCUAUGGGAAAUAAAUGGGAAAAUUCUUAAUUUAAAAAUAGAUAAAAUACAUUUUAUGACAAGUAAAAAAAAAAAAAAACAAAGACAAUAAUUUCUUUUAA